UUGUCUCCUGUUCUGAUCUCUUGUUACCGAACCCAGCUUGUGACCCAUUUAUCCUUCUGUCUACUCCUGCCCGACUCUGCUCUCGCUACCUCUUCACAUCAGGCUCUCACCUGCUAUACACCUCCGGUGGUGCUUCUACCACAGCUGGGUGAACCCGGGGGUCGCGACCUGGUCUCGGCCUGCUCUAAGUCCAUCCCCACCAUCAGGGGCCCUGGUGAACAAGCAGGUUGGGACUUAGAUUCCGCGCCUUGGGGGAUUCCGGUCUGUAGAACGCUAGAGGCUACCGCCGGCAGGGACAUAACA
Messenger RNA from Staurois parvus, 303 nucleotides. The record is from the annotation of a GenBank genome assembly. NCBI's taxonomy places the organism in Eukaryota, Metazoa, Chordata, Amphibia, Anura, Ranidae.